AUGAAAGAUUUGGGUCCUUUGAGUUAUUUCUUAGGCAUUGCUGUUACCCGACACAAGAAUUGUUUGUUCUUGUCUCAAACGAAAUAUGCUCAUGACAUUAUUAAGAAAGCAGGUAUGACAGAUUGUAAUCCAGCUUCCACUCCUGUUGAUUCUAAAGGAAAGAUGAGCACUCAAUCCGGCAUUUUUUAUGGAGAUCCUAUCUCUUAUCGUUCUUUAUGUGGGGCGUUAAAGUACUUGACAUUCACUCGUCCGAACAUUUCUUAUGUUGUACAACAAGUUUGCUUGUUUAUGCAUGCUCCUCAAGUUGCUCACAUGAAUGCCUUAAAACGAAUCAUCUGUUAUAUUCAAGGCACUGCUGAUUAUGGUUUGCAGUUAUACAAAUCAUCUAUUACUUCCCUUAUUUCUUAUACGGAUGCUGAUUGGGACGGGUGUCCUGAUACUGGUCGAUCUAUAUCAGGUUAUUGUGUCUUUCUUGGAGAUAAUUUGAUUUCUUGGUCUUCUAAAAGGCAACAUACUUUGUCAAAGUCUAGUGCUGAAGUAGAGUAUAGAGGGGUUGCAAAUGUCGUCUCGAAAUCAUGUUGGGUCCGAAACUUAUUAUUAGAACUCAGAUGUUCGGUUACACAGGAAACCUUAGUUUAUUGCGAUAAUGUUAGUGCUAUUUACCUCUCUAGUAAUCCGGUACAACAUCAGCGCACUAAACAUAUUGAAAUGGACAUUCACUUCGUUCGUGAGAAAGUCCAACGGGGUGAAUCUCAGCGUUUGCAAAGCUCCCGUUUCGACUGCGGAGGUAAGAUAGAUUAUGGAAAUAAUCUUUAUAUUAGAUAUUUCCCUGAUGUAAAGAUGAAAAAGAUGAAACAAGAUUCUCCCUAUUCUUUCAUGGAGGGUCAAUUCUAA
Messenger RNA from Impatiens glandulifera, 894 nucleotides. RefSeq lists its product as uncharacterized. Lineage: Eukaryota; Viridiplantae; Streptophyta; Magnoliopsida; Ericales; Balsaminaceae. The transcript has 3 exons. The record is from RefSeq and is a predicted model, not a curated record. Bases 1 to 894 code for a protein of 297 amino acids.